GUUUGGGGAGAGGUGUCCCACACCAGAUGCUGAGCCCUGCAGGUGACUGGCCCAAGAGUAGCAGGGGCCCGUGACGGCCACUCCAACGUCUGAAGCCAUGGCCAGUGGGGAAGGCGAGCGGAGGAACUGUGCGGUGUGCGGGGACCGAGCCACAGGCUACCACUUCCAUGCCCUGACUUGUGAGGGCUGCAAGGGUUUCUUCAGACGAACCGUCACCAGAAGCACUGGUCUCACCUGCCCCUUUGCUGGACGCUGUGAGGUCAACAAGAUCCAGAGACGUCACUGCCCAGCCUGCAGGUUGCAGAAGUGCCUGGAUGCUGGCAUGAAGAAGGACAUGAUCCUGUCGGCAGAGGCCUUGGCGCUGCGGCGAGCAAAGCAGGCCCAGCGGCGCGCGCAGCGAGCACCCAGCCAGCUGAGCGACAAGCAGAAAGAGCUGGUCCGGACUCUCCUGGGGGCCCACACCCGCCACGUGGGCACCAUGUUUGACCAGUUUGUGCAGUUCAGGCCUCCCGCUCAUCUGUUCGUCCGCCACCAGCAUUUGCCCGUCUCGGUCCCCGUACCGCCUCUGCUGACGCACUUCGCAGAGAUCAACACCUUCAUGGUGCAGCAAAUCAUCAAGUUCACCAAGGAUCUGCCCCUCUUCCGGUCCCUGCCCAUGGAGGACCAGAUCUCCCUUCUCAAGGGAGCGGCUGUAGAGAUCUGCCAUAUCGCCCUCAACACCACCUUCUGCCUCCAAACACAAAACUUCCUCUGUGGGCCACUCCACUACGCGAUAGAGGACGGAGCCCACGUGGGCUUCCAGGGACAGUUUUUAGAGCUGCUCUUCCACUUCCACGGGACCCUGAGACGACUCCAGCUCCAGGAGCCCGAACAGGCCUGGGGUUACCCGGAGGGAACAGAUCGAUCAUCUGCAAGAGGUGAUGGCACUGACCCUGCAGAGCUACAUCGAAGGCCAGCAGCCAAGGCCUGGGAGUCGAGAUGCAAAGUAGGAGCUGGCAGGCUCUGUAUAACAGCAUUCCUGAGAUUGAUGACAUCCACUCUCUCACCCGUCCACUCUCCAGGCUCAAGCAGCCGGCCAAGUCUCUCGUUCGCUCUCUUUCCUUGGCCCUUCCCCUUCUCUCCGUUGGGCCCAUUAAUGUUUCAUUCAUUCCCCCUUGAAGUCAGGGUCGUUCAGUUUCAUGGCCCAGGCCGGUCCCCUGGCCCAAAAGUCCGUGAUCUACUCAGGCUCUGAGGGACACUCCCCU
Messenger RNA from Lynx canadensis (Canada lynx), 1244 nucleotides. RefSeq names its product nuclear receptor subfamily 1 group I member 3 (gene NR1I3). Gene Ontology annotation, biological process: cell differentiation; positive regulation of transcription by RNA polymerase II; negative regulation of transcription by RNA polymerase II. Bases 98 to 1231 code for a protein of 377 amino acids. The transcript has 9 exons. The record is from RefSeq and is a predicted model, not a curated record. Gene Ontology annotation, molecular function: nuclear receptor activity; zinc ion binding; RNA polymerase II cis-regulatory region sequence-specific DNA binding. Lineage: Eukaryota; Metazoa; Chordata; Mammalia; Carnivora; Felidae.